AUGGGAAGAAAGGGGAGUUGUGAGAAUCAAGAUGUGAACAGAGGUGCUUGGUCUGCUGAGGAAGACAAAAUACUUAUCAACUACGUUCAACUCCACGGAGAAGGAAAAUGGAGGGAGCUUUCUAAAAGAGCUGGCUUGAAACGAUGUGGGAAGAGUUGUAGACUCCGAUGGUUGAAUUAUCUAAAGCCAGAUAUCAAGAGAGGAAACAUUUCUUCAGAUGAAGAAGAUCUCAUUAUCCGACUACAUAACCUCUUAGGGAAUAGAUGGUCUCUUAUCGCGGGGCGAUUACCAGGACGCACGGACAAUGAGAUUAAGAAUUAUUGGAAUACUUAUUUGAGAAAGAAGGUUGAACAGAAGCACAAUCAUAACAAAGUUCCCAAUCAUAGCAACAACAUUCCUAUCAAAUUAAGAGUUGAAUCUCCUGGAUGUUCAAAAAACUCCUUGGGUAUUAUUGAUCCAACAAAAUCCCCUCACCCUAUGACGAUUAAACCAAAAUCAAUGAGGUGCACCAAGGUUAUGAUGCCAACCAAUGCAGCCAAUGACUCAGUCAACCCAAUGAUGAAUUUAAUCACAACGAGUUGGAAUGACCAGAACCCUUUUGGAUCCACUCCACCACAAGAUGACCAUGAUCAUUGCUUAGCAAGUUUUUUGAAUGACUUUAACAUCAAUGACCUAUUAAUGCCUUACGAGGAUUGUCAUUUUAAUGGAUAUGCUUGUGUCGAAAUACCUCAACAUUUUGGAGAUCAAACUUGCCAGGUUGAUGAUUUGAUAGGCAAUGCAUGGUAUGAGAAUGGGAGGAUUGACGACUAUUUCGUACCAGAACAAGAUGUGAGUCUUUUUUCAUUUUAA
Abrus precatorius (Indian licorice) is the source of this 849-nucleotide messenger RNA. Its product is annotated as transcription factor MYB23-like. The coding region runs from base 1 to 849 and encodes 282 amino acids. NCBI's taxonomy places the organism in Eukaryota, Viridiplantae, Streptophyta, Magnoliopsida, Fabales, Fabaceae. The record is from RefSeq and is a predicted model, not a curated record. The transcript is spliced from 3 exons.